Chlorella variabilis is the source of this 894-nucleotide messenger RNA. RefSeq lists its product as hypothetical. The coding region runs from base 1 to 894 and encodes 297 amino acids. Gene Ontology annotation, molecular function: heparan sulfate 6-sulfotransferase activity. NCBI's taxonomy places the organism in Eukaryota, Viridiplantae, Chlorophyta, Trebouxiophyceae, Chlorellales, Chlorellaceae. The transcript is spliced from 3 exons. The record is from RefSeq and is a predicted model, not a curated record. Gene Ontology annotation, cellular component: membrane.
AUGUCGCUCCAGGACAUGGUGGAUGCCAGGCAAUGCCCCGUGCGCAGGCCGGGGCACGCGGUGGACAGCGUGGCCAUCAUCCACAUCCCCAAGACAGCAGGCACCUUCUUGCACGUCGCCCUCCAUGCCUUGCUGCCGCAAGCAGGGAGCGGGCGGUGGUGCACGUGGGGGGACGAGGGCACCGGGCGAGACCUGCCGCCCGUCUUCUCCAAUUGCGGCGGCGGCGACCCGGGCCCCGACCACCAAAAGCUGUUUGAGGCCACGCGGAUGGCGUUCACACACAACUGCAGCGGCUUUGCGGCCCACCAGGACGUGGCCUACUUUGACGCGGUGGGCGUGGACUACUCGCGCACGCUCACCCUGACGGCGCUGCGGCACCCCGUGGACCGCGUCAUCAGCGCAUACUUCUACUCGCUGAGGGUGGAUGCCCCCUUCCUGGAGGGCUACAAGCCGCAGAACGACACCGACUUUACGGGCCUGAUGCGGUUUGUGGAGGAAAACCCCAUCGACUCCAACAACCUCAUGACGCAGCACCUGGGCGGCUCGCGGCACUGCAACUGGCCGGGCAUCGCCCCGGCGCCGCCGCGGGAGCAGCGGCUGGAGGCUGCCAAGCGCAACCUGGCCCGCAUCUGCGUCAUCAUCCUGUCGGAAUUCAUGGAUGAGUCGCUGGUGCGGCUGGCCAAGGCGGGCGGCUGGGCGAGCCGGCGGGUGCUGAAGCUGGCGCAGGACCUGGAGGCCGGCAACACCGGCUCCAAAGUGAACGCCACCCCCAAGCCCAAGAUCCCGGUGGAGGUGCGGCUGGCGAUAGAGCGCAACAACCGGGAGGACAUGCGGCUGUACGAGUAUGCGGUACAGCUCUUCCUGCGCCGCUCCCUCACCGCAGACGCGCGGUGA